UGUCCAGCCACCCGCAGACUCAAAGGGCCUUUGGGGCCCUGGUGGCCCCGCCUGUGGCAGUGCCCCAUGUGGCCAGCAGAGGGUGCCCCAGCCUGCCACACUGCUCUGCAACCGCAGUUAGGGUCAGCCUGGCAUGGUCUUCCAAUGGGCCAGGAAGGAUGCUCCCCUCAGGUGGGUUUGGCCCCGCUGGUUCCCAGAACUGUGCCCCUUGCAUCCACAGCUUGGGCCAUCCACCCUCCAAGGCCCAGCUUUGGCUGCCCUCUAGCUGGUGGCCAGAGGAUGAAUUGCAGAGGCGGCCAGCGUGUCUGGGAGGCCUUCUAGGCUUUGCUGUACCUGGAAGGACUCUUCCCCACGUUUGCCCGCCAGUGUCCUGCCCUCUUGUCGGGUCCUGUUGCAGCCAGCCUCCCAGAUCACCUGCCAGCUCCCAGCCCCGGCUGUGCCUUGUGCCCUUUUGCCUUGUCCUUGCCUGGCCCUCCUGCUGGACCGUGGGCUCACAGCUCACUCGCUCCUGUAGCCGCCUGCCCAGGAGGCAGGGGUCACAUGGCACAGGGCUCCCCAGGAGUCCUGAGCUGAGUCCUGGUGUAGCCCUCCAGCUGACCUGUGCUCUUGGGAGCCCUGACUGGCCAUCACCUGGGGGAGAUGCUGGCUGGAAGUCUAGCGCGGAUCCUCCAGAAAAUGUCUUCCCUGCCAGCGGUGGCCAAGAUCCCACCAGUGCCUCCCUGCCUCCCUCCCUCUGCACCGGGGACCCUUUCCUCUCUUCCUCGGGAGGAGGCCUGCCUGAGUUUGCUGCACCCCGCAGAGACACUACGGGCAGUACGACGGCUUCGUGGUCAUUCACGGCACGGACACCAUGGCCUUUGCGGCCUCCGUGCUCUCCUUCGUGCUGGAGAACCUGCAGAAAACUGUCAUCCUCACGGGCGCCCAGGUGCCCAUCCAUGCCCUGUGGAACGACAGCCGGGAGAACCUGCUGGGGGCCCUGCUCAUGGCGGGCCAGUUUGCCUCUUCUUCCAGAAUCAGCUGUUUCGGGGCAACCGAGUGACCAAGGUGGACUCGCGCAGGUUCGCGGCCUUCUGCUCCCCGCACCUGCCCCCUCUGGCCGUCAUGGGCACCGAUGUCACAAUCAACUGGGAGCUCGUGCGGAAGGCCCGAGGGAAGGCCCAGCUGGUGGUGCACAGCAGCAUGGAACGGGACGUGGGCCUGCUGCGCCUCUACCCCGGGAUCCCCGCAGCCUUGGUCCGGGCCUUCCUGCAGCCCCCCUUGAAGGGUGUGGUCAUGGAGACCUUCGGUUCGGGGAAUGGGCCCACCAAGCCGGACCUGCUGCGGGAGCUCCGGGCUGCGGCCGAGCGGGGUCUCAUCAUCCUCAACUGUUCCCACUGCCUGCAGGGGGCCGUGACCUCUGACUACGCGGCUGGCAUGGCCAUGGCAGGAGCCGGCAUUGUCUCUGGCUUCGACAUGACGUCAGAGGCCGCCCUGGCCAAGCUCUCCUACGUGCUGGGCCACCCUGGGCUGACCCCGGACGACAGGAAAGAGCUGCUGGCCAGGGACCUUCGGGGCGAGAUGACACUGCCCACGGGGGCGGAGCGCCGGCCCUCACUGAGUAGCAGCGCGCUGGGCCGGGGGCUUACCCAGCUCCUCACUCUCAGCCAGGGGCAGACGAGCCAAAGACCCCAGGGUGCUGCUCUCUCCACCCAGGAGGCCGACGCCAUACGGGAGGCCCUGGUGCCCAGCCUGGCCUGUGCUGCGGCCCAUGCCGGCGACCUGGAGGUGCUACAGGCGCUUGGGGACCUGGGCAGUGACCUGAGCCUAGAGAGCUUUAACGGUCAAACUCCUCUGCACGCGGCCGCCCGGGGAGGCCAGCCUGGGGCGGUCACCAUGCUGCUGCGGAGAGGGGUGGACGUGGACCCCCGAGAUGAGGACGGACUCAGCCCUCUGCUGCUGGCCGUGAAGGGCAGGCAUCGGGGUGUCAUUGAGCUGCUGCGGGCAGCUGGGGCCUGCCUGUCCCUCCAGGAGCUGGAGGACGCGGGGACAGAGCUGUGCAGGCUGGCGGCCAGGGCAGACCUUGAAGGCCUUCAAUCAUGGUGGCAGGCGGGGGCUGACCUGAGCAGCCCAGGCUACGACGGGCGCAGCGCCCUUCUUGUUGCAGAAGCAGCCGGGAACCUGGAAGUGGUGACCUUCCUGCAGAACCUCAAGGGUGGGGCCGGUGUCCAGGCCCCAGGCCCAGCCACUCUGUGACGCACACUCUCACGGUGCUGGAAGGCCCCAGCCAUGGCUAGGAGGUUCCUUGAGCCCGGAGGGGACCUCAGAUCCUUCUACUUUACGUCCUGCCUGCCGCGCCCCACCCCACAGGGCCAGCUCCCCACACAGGGACCCCUUGGCCCAGUGCUCCCCCCUGAUUCCUAGGGUAGAUGGGCCAAGUCCCCAGCUCACACCUCCUUCCCCCACUCCAUCGUCUGACCACCCCGCAGGUUCUCAAGUCACUGGAUUUGCUACAGUCCUCCGGUCCCUCCCUGGGAAAGGCUGGGCCCUACUGGUGAGGUGCCUGGGCUUGUCUCCCUGCCCCUCCCACCUACGCUACCUGUGCGGCGCAAGAGCAGACGGCCCGUUUUCAGGAAGUGCUGCCUGGUGUCUAACCUGAGGCCGUCGUGCUGCAGCACAGAUGGGACCUGCUGGAGGAUCACAGCCCUCCCCCACCCAGGACUCUGUGAUAUGUCCCCACUGCUGGGACUGCUUCCCUCUGUUUCCCAGACUUGGCCUGAAGAUUUUGUUGGGCGGAGUGGUAAUAAAAUCUCUCUGGGAACCCCUCCCUAGGUCCCAAAGCCCA
Molecule: messenger RNA, 2821 nt
Organism: Lutra lutra (Eurasian river otter)
Lineage: Eukaryota; Metazoa; Chordata; Mammalia; Carnivora; Mustelidae
Gene: ASPG
Product: asparaginase
Exons: 13
Coding region: 640-2232 (530 amino acids)
Molecular function (GO): protein binding; asparaginase activity
Source: RefSeq, a predicted model, not a curated record